Micropterus salmoides (largemouth bass) is the source of this 6410-nucleotide messenger RNA. RefSeq names its product IKAROS family zinc finger 2 (gene ikzf2). The record is from RefSeq and is a predicted model, not a curated record. Gene Ontology annotation, biological process: regulation of transcription by RNA polymerase II. The coding region runs from base 479 to 2038 and encodes 519 amino acids. Lineage: Eukaryota; Metazoa; Chordata; Actinopteri; Centrarchiformes; Centrarchidae. The transcript is spliced from 9 exons. Gene Ontology annotation, molecular function: RNA polymerase II cis-regulatory region sequence-specific DNA binding; DNA-binding transcription factor activity.
CGCCACAGGGAUAUAACCUGGCUGCAGCCUCAGAAAUAAGAGGCCCCUUGUAACCUAAUCGAUUGCCGAGCACAGAGGCAGACUGGGUCCGCGCUCUGUGAUCCGUUUCUCUGUGUCAGACCAACUUCCCAGAAUAGCAACUCGGGCGGGUUGUCUGCUGCUCUGCUCUGCUCUGCUCUGGAGGAGAUGGAGGAGGAAGUCACUGGUGGAUUUAACAACUGUUGCUUUUGCUGCUGCUGCUGCGGAAUCAAACUACCUUUCAGUCCGCACCUCAUGGCGCCUGUCGGGCUAAAAUGAAAUCCAUUCCAAACCAAGACAUUCAGUCGGGAUCAAUGUGCAAGUUCAUGGGAUUAUAUGAACUCCUACGUGUUUAAGGGAGGUGGAGACAAUUUACCACCUCCUCUCUCUGCCCUAGACUGAAAUUAUCAACUGAUUUUGCACAGGGGAGAAGCUUGAAGCACUCCCUGCAGCACUUGAAAUGGAGACUCCCAGUGGCUACAGUGCUAGUAACGGCCAAUGCUCUCCUGGUAAGGAGAACUCGAGAAUGUUGGUAGAUAUGUCAACACCUAAUGGACAGACAGUUCCUCAGGGUCCUAAUUCCCCCAGUGAAGUGACAAUUAAGCAAGAGGAGGAAACAGCGGAGGAGGCUGACAACAGAAGCCCAGCGCUUGAAGAAAUAGGCCAAAUAAGGGAGGAAGGAGAAGGAUUGGAGGAAUCCAUGACUGGCAGCCCAAGCAAUGGACAGGAUGGAUUAUCUGGACCAAAUGUGACAGCUGAUGCAGGAAGUCGACAACCAAACGGUGACAGGCCGUUCCAGUGCAACCAGUGUGGCGUUUCGUUCACCCAGAAGGGAAACCUGCUGCGACACAUCAAGCUGCACACAGGCGAAAAACCCUUCAAAUGCCCCUUCUGCAGCUAUGCCUGCCGGCGGCGUGAUGCCCUCUCCGGUCAUUUGCGCACUCAUGCUGUUGGCAAACCACACAAGUGUAACUACUGUGGGCGGAGCUACAAACAGCGUACUUCCUUGGAGGAACAUAAAGAACGCUGCCAUAGUUACCUGCAGGGUAUCGGCUUGGAUCCAACCGCCAAUACUGGCCCUUACACAGGUGAGGUUCCUAAAGAGCCGAGGCCCAUAGCUGAGGCCAACACCAUGGCCACCUUUGACCGGCCGCCCGUUAUUGAAAGGCUGCAUAAUAAUGUGGGCAAAAGGAAGAGCACCACACCUCAAAAAUUUGUGGGUGAAAAGAUGUUGCGCUAUAGCUACCCUGAACUAGGCUAUGAGAUGGGCCUUAAGUAUGAGAAGCAGGCUGAUCUGAUGCCGGCCCACAUGAUGGACCAGGCCAUCAACAAUGCCAUGACAUACCUGGGAUCGGAAACACUUCGACCCAUGCUUCACCAUCCAGGUCCCCCUCUCUCUAUAGCUGAUGUGGUGCCCAUGGUCAACCCCCUCUUCCACCAUGUCGUACCAUUGGCCCAACGAACAGAGCGUCAAGGAAACUGUGACACGCUGCCAUCUCAUCCACAUGACUUCCCCAGCCACCCCACCACAAAUGGCCCCACUGCAACCAGGCAGGGCAAGCCGCCCCAGAAAGGGCAAGAGGAAUCUCCCAACAACAGUGGAGUUGACUCUGCUGACUCAGCUCGCAGCAGCCCUCAAGAGAAGCAGGGCUACCAUGGGAGCAACCCCCAUUCCGGCUUCAGGUCUCGGGCCAGUCCAGCUGUGGUCUAUUCAAGUGAGCGGCUGACAGAUGCUUCCCCAAGAAGUGGAGCAGGAAUGGGGAGUGGGAUAAUGCGAGUGGCCACAGAGAGGCCUAUGAGCCAGGAAGGGGUGCGGGUGUUUGGACAAGAGGGCCAGGAGUUGCGGGCCUUCCAGUGCGAGCACUGUCGGGUGCUCUUCCUGGACCAUGUCAUGUACACCAUCCACAUGGGUUGCCAUGGAUACAGAGAUCCACUGGAGUGCAACAUCUGUGGUCACCGCAGCAAAGACCGCUAUGAGUUCUCCUCUCACAUAGUCCGAGGUGAACACACCUUCCAAUAAAUGGAUGGGUAGGAAUUAAGGGAAAGACAUAGAAGGGAAGCAAUAGCCUGAUAUCCGUCCUUAUCCCCAGACCUCGGAGACUACACAGUCGAAUGACACUGUAGACAAGUGUAGCACAAUCAUAGCAUAGAUUUCUCUUUAAGCUACUUAUUGGGAAUCUGAACAGUUGAACAAUCAUAUGAAGGUAUGGGCCAAAGACACAUUUUCUAUAUAUUUAAUAAAGAUAAAUGUAGAGGAAGGAAGGUAAGUUUAUUGUGUUUUUUCAAAAUGGUCAUAAAUUGUAUAACAGAGCAGCUGUCAGAUGACUUGGACUAGUUUUUUCAUUUUAGCCUUGUUUAAAAAUGUCUUUUUUGUGCUCAUCAUUCUUUUGUUAUGUUUUUCACUCUUAAAAAGUAAUGAAUACAUACAAAUAUUAGACCAUGUUCCUACCCUGUGGGCUUAAUGGCCUGGAUAAGAUUAAAGAUUAAAGUUUCAGUUCAACCAGAUAGAUUGCCAUGAUUAACACUCAUGACAGUGUUAAAGGAAAAAAAAGAAUUACUACUGUUCAUGAAUUCUUUCAUGAACAUAAUAGCAGUAUGGUAUUGAACUGGCCCACUUACUGUGACAUAGCACACAACAUCUUCUUUCUUUUUUAUGACAUUCCCUUGGCAAUCCACAAUGCUAAUGCAUUUUCCUAUGAUCAAUGGUGUAGUACACAUAAUGGUAUGGUCAUCUGGUGCUGUGUCCUCUAUCUGCAAGUAACUUGGUGUCAGUUUGGAUUUGAUUGAUUGUGGUGUGGUUGUGUCUGUAUCUAUCUGCAUUAGUAGAAAUUUAAACAGUCGUGCCAUCAUCUUAAGUAUUCUGUUCUGCUCUAGUGUUGCUUUGUAUAACUGCAUAAUUUAAAUAACAUACAUAAUGUAUAUACAUAGAUUACUACCAGGGUUGUAAUAAAAUAAAUAAUAUAUAAAUAAAAAUUACUUACUUAAAAUACUAUUAGAAAUUACUUCAGAUUUUACCAAUGACUCCCAAUAAUGGAUACAACAAAUACAGUGUUUUGAAUUUGUUAUUCUUGAAGGAAUCUCUAAACACAAAUAAAAACUACAGUUACAGAUGUACUGUAUAUCACAUUGUGGACCAUUAUGUUUAUCAUAAAUGCACUUUCCUAUCCAAAUACUCAAACAAAUUCAAAUAAUUGUUAUAUACAUACAUUGCUUUAAAUAUGAUUCUGGUUCACAUUAUUAACAAAUUUGUGAAGUUGGUGAAGUAUAAGCCAAAGUUACACUUUAAAGCUAAUGCUAACUCUAUAAAAGGGCCCCAAAGCUAUCUGAACCUACCUUUUAACCACUUCAUAGGAUUCUGCUGAGGUGAUAGCCGUAAUUAAUAAACUUCGACUUCCUGUUGUUGGCCUGUAUGUAUUGUAAUGUAUUGCAGGUCCUGUCAAAAAAUCAAAUCAAACUAUUCUGAAAAAUUGUACACAAGAAGCAUUUUCAAAAAACUCCAAUGUUUUAAGACAAUGAAUUUCGAAAAUAAAAAAAAAGGUAAAAUACACAAAUACAUAUAUAUAUAUAUAUAUAUAUUUGCAAACAUUUUUAUUUCUGCAUUUGUUGUAUUGGGACUAAUUUCUCUCCAUAGUGAUCAGCCUCUAUUCAGUUUGUACUUGAACUAUUGAUCAGAAAGCAAAGAAAAAUAAGACAGUAGCCUAUCAGUUCUUUGACCUUAAAAUGUUCAGCCAUGGCCAUCUUGUUCUCAACUUUUUCUCUUCUUAGCUGUCAAGCUAAUGCAUUCUCCACACCAUAAUAAACCAUUUGUUUUUUUUUCACUGGUUGGUCUUAUAGAAAAUUAUCAGACCCUGGUUGCUUGCAGUAUGAGCACACGAUUAGGUUCCUAUACUUUGAGCAUCAUUGUUUGUUUUUCAAUCUGGCAGACUCACACAGUGACACCAUAAAAUGGCUUAGGGGAGGUACAGUAACUCUUCAUUUUGAUGACUUAAAAAUCUAGAAGUCAUUUAACUACCUGGCUGGAGUAUGAUGCUUCAUGGCAAUGGAUGCCAAAUGGAUAAUGGAGGCUAAAGGUACUGCUCAGGCUAAGAGGGUUACUCUUCUCUGAUGUACCUCCCUUUAUGCUUUAGGUCUCUCUUUUUGAUCUAAUCCUCUUUGUGAUUUAGACUGGAUGGCUUUGUGUGUAUAUAGGUGUGUAUAGUGUUAUAUUUGUUUUUCAGUGCUUGGGGUAUGGGGUCAAGUAGGGUCUGCAUUAUUGGUGAUGUGUUCUAACACGGUAAAUACAUACUUAUGUAUGUAUGUACCAUAUGUCUGGUUUCAAUGCCAUCUUCCAUCUUAUUUGUAUGUCAUGACAAAUACAGGGAAACAUCACCGACUCUGCACAAAAAAUAUAUUUUUUGAGGUGCUUUAUCCUUGGCACCUCAAAAUUUUGCAUAGUGCAGUUUGAAUUGCAGCUGAAUACCUAAAAUGUAAUUGAUUUCUUACUGUAGUAUUAUCAACCCAAUCCCUACCAGCACAAUCUCAAGCACAUACACACACACACACACACACACACACUAAUGUAUCUCACGCUUCCUCUCUCGCUGAAUCUUGCUCUUUGCAUUGUCAUAAUGUGGCCACAUUCUUGUAUGACCUUAGAGGGAAUCUUGAAGGAGACAGCAUGAGCAAGAGGAAAAAUGAGAGGAGUGUGGUCACCACAUAGUACUACUCUGAAGACACUUCCCAAAACUGUUUCAUUCAAAGUCAACUCUGCAAACCUUCUCUAACAAUAACUUAUGUAUGCAUGUAGAAGAUGGCAAGUAUGAAAAAAGCCGCUUCCACCCACCUCCAAAUGUUUUGUCCGUCAUCUACAGUAUGUUGAAGGAUAACAGAUUUCGAUCAACAUUUGUAGCUCUUUGAUAGUUAAAUGUAUCUCCCUGCUAAUACUGUGCAUUGUACAUUUGGCCCUGCACUUUAAGUCUAUGCCCUGACUAUAGGUAGUAUUGAUUUUUUUUUUUUUAAGUAGUUAUAUUAAGUGUAACUUAAGUGUAGGCAAAGUCAAAAACAACCAUUAACAGAACACAGGUUAGGUUUUUCUCUGAAACAGCAAUCUUAGAGCACAUUGGAAAGUAAUACUCUAGUGUAGGUUUUGCUGUGCUGUCUGACGAAAAAGUUUUUUUUGUAACAGUAGUAAGUUUGACAUCACUAGUUUCACACUGGUCAGCAUCAUACAUAGUUGAUUAUUCUCUAAGAUUAAACUCAGUGAUUAACUCAUUUAUGUUCAGUGUCUACUUGUGAUCAAAAGGCAGCUUUUCUCUGUUUACAUAUUGCUUCUCUUAUGCGCAACUGGUGCCCAGCUAGCAUAAAAACUUACUAUGUGUAAAGUAUUGGCACUGGAAAUUGUUUACACCUCGCAGCUGUGAUACUGACUCUAUACAUUCCUCUAUUAUAUUAUUCCUGUAUAUAUUCAUUAUCUGAAGCCUUAUUUGUUAAGAGAGGGGUCCCCCUCUCCUCUUAAUAAUCCAAUGAUCAAAUGUAAUUUGAUUUUACCCUGAUUUUUCUUUAUCAAUCCCCUUCGCAAGGAACACAAUAAUCAGACCAGAACUAAGUCAAAUUGAACUGGGUAUAAUAUCUGACCGAUGCUCAAAUUAAAUGUUUUUUUCUCAGUUUUCACUUGUUCUCCAGGGUAUAUUUGCUAAGACUUUGUGGCACAGAGAUAUUUUGUAUGUUCUCAUAGUAAUGUUGUAAUAACGACAGCCUUACUUGUACACAAAUUCUUUAAAUGAAGCAGCCAUAUGAACAAAAAUCAAAUAAAAGAAGGUCUUAUGUCAGCGCUCCUUGUGAGUGAGGAGUUUACUUGAAAAUCAAAAUCACUGCUAUAGUUUCAGAUUUCGGGGAUGUUUUUGUAAAUUUUGAAUAUGCGUGUGCUAAAUGUCUAUUUUUCUGCUGAAAUAGUUUUGUGAACUUUUGUGUGUUUUUUUAAGUUUAAAAAUGUUUACAAAAAUGUAAAAGACUGGGUUCAGGUGCAUUGUAUUUUUUAAGAAAUAAUAUAUGAAAGGUGUAUAUUUUGGCACUGAAUAUUGAAAUUAUCCAGAAAUGUGCGCCGAUUGACCAUCUCUGAUAAUGAAAACAACUUUCUGAUAUGAGGGCUCUCAGGUAUUUGCAAUGGUUGUGUAUUUUUAUGUCCUAAAAUAUGUGAUUUAUUUAUCAAAAAGAUAAACAGUAAUUGAAAUUGUUUGGUCAUCUCUCAUGACUUAAAUCAGUCCACAGUGAAUGUGGUGAAGGAAGUUGGAGGUUUGUUCAGCCCUGUUUUUGACAUCAAUGACAUUACAUGAAGACACACUGCUGUGAAGAAUACAAUGUAUAUUUUUAAGGCAUGGGUUUCUCUCUAUUAAAUAAAUGAUUUUACUGCCUUG